AUGUCCAACGGGCACUUGUUAAUCCUGAACAACUGGGAGACUGAGCUGGAGAUCCAGGUUGGGAUUUAUAUGGAACAAGACGUUAUUUGGGUUUGUGAGUAUGGCAACCUGAGCAGCAAAGUCUCCCCCAACAUCUUGUAUAAGGCUAUAUGGGACGUCCUGCACAGGAACCAGUGCAAAUUCUGGAAGUUUGUGGAGACAGUGGAGCUGCAGGUCAGCUUGAAGAACUAUGACCCUCAGGACAAACGCUUCUUGGGGACCAUCAGGCUUAAGUCCAUUCCCCACCCCAAGUUCUCUGUAUGUUUGGGGGACCAGCAGCACUGUGCUGAGGCCAGGGCCAUGGAUAUUCCCCACAUGGACAUUGAGACACUGAAGAAACUCAAGAAUAAAAACUUAGUCAAGAAGCUGGGCAAGAAGUAUGAUCCCUUUUUGGCUUCAGAGUCUCUGGUCAAGCAGAUCCCACGAAUCCUGGGUCCAGGUCUGAAUAAGGCUGCCAGUCUUCCUUCCUUGCUGACCCACAAUGAGAACAUGGUGGCCAAAGUGGAUGAAAUGAAAUCCAUGAUCAAACUCCAGAUGAAGAAGGUGGUGUGUCUGGCACUGGCUGUUGGCUACAUAAAGAUGACAGAUGAUGAGCUUGUGUACAACAUCCACUUAGCUGUCAAUUUCCUGGUGUCAUUGCUCAAGAAGAACUGGCAGAAUGGCCAGGCUUUAUACAUCAGGAGGACCACAGACAAGCCCCAGUGUCUGUAUUAA
This is a messenger RNA of Prionailurus viverrinus (fishing cat), 753 nucleotides long. RefSeq names its product 60S ribosomal protein L10a-like. Lineage: Eukaryota; Metazoa; Chordata; Mammalia; Carnivora; Felidae. The record is from RefSeq and is a predicted model, not a curated record.